AUGAGCACUGCUAGCAACGUACAAAACAAGCAAGACGACAACAAGAUCCAAGUCUCAGCCACUAAACAAUCACUCUCUUUCUAUGUUUAUUUGGCAAAGAAAUUCUUGAAGAACAACAAUGAGAUUGAGCUUAGUGGCUUGGGAGGAGCAAUCAACACUGUUGUUUCAUGUGCCGAGAUCUUGAAGAAUCAAAAGCUCGCUACUAUUUCCAAGAUUCAAACUUCUACUGUUCCUGUUUCCGGAAAGAACGACCAGUCUUUCCAAAAGGCUAAAAUUCAAAUCUACUUGAAGAAGACUGCUGAGUUUAAUUCUAUCAUAGCCAAGCAAGAAGAGGAACAAGAAGAGAGAAAGAAGCAGAAGGAACAGAAGUAA
Naegleria lovaniensis is the source of this 372-nucleotide messenger RNA. RefSeq lists its product as uncharacterized. NCBI's taxonomy places the organism in Eukaryota, Heterolobosea, Eutetramitea, Acrasida, Naegleriidae. Gene Ontology annotation, cellular component: nucleus. The coding region runs from base 1 to 372 and encodes 123 amino acids. Gene Ontology annotation, molecular function: RNA binding. The transcript has a single exon. The record is from RefSeq and is a predicted model, not a curated record.